AUGCCUCCAAGGAGAUCCAACCGAACAAAAUCCUCUGCACCUGCAAGCACGAUUCCAGCGAAAACCGAGGCGCGGUGGAAAAAUAUAUGUCUGUAUCUUCACCCCCGCGAACUGCUGAGUCUCUCCCGCACGUCGAAGCCCUUUCAUGCCUUCCUCAUGCGGAGAAGCUCCGCAUACCUCUGGAAGGGCUCGUUGAAGAAUGUGCAAGGUCUACCUCCAUGCCCGAAGGGCUGGAUUGAACCUUCGUGGGUGUCCCUCGUCUUCUCUCCGUAUUGUACGGAGUGCGGAGUAGGCAGAGCGACAACAGUCAUAUGGGAAUUUUUGGCCCGCUUUUGCGCAAGCUGCAGGAAAGAUAUGGUCGUUGCCAAAAACAGGGUAUACACAAUCCUGGGAUUUGAUUAUAUCCCUGCGGAUAUAUUGAUUGAGUCCACGGUCACCGGCUUCAGUGUGCCAUGCUAUCUACAGUCCCAAGUAUCCGAUGCGAUUGCCGCGUACGAGAAGUUGUCUUCGCCUAGGAGAUCGGACGAGCGCCGAGAAUUAUCCAACAAGCAUAUGCGGCAGGCGAAACUCUCCCGCGAAUUUGCAACAUUGUGCUACAAGUGGCAAGCCAACGACAACCGGAUACGAGCUCAAGAGUUCGAGGCUGUGAUAGAUGAACGCCUAGACGACGUUAUCUCAAGGUUGCGUGCGCUUGAAUGGGGCCCUGAGCUCGACUUCAUACAAUCUCGAGACUACGUUCCGCUCUCCGAGCACAAACUCGUGCGGGUCGCCAAGAAGCUCACCGAUCGAGUCUGGCAGAACAUGCAAAGCGAGAUCUUGGAAUGCAUGAAUGGCAUUCGCAAAGAGCGCGAGGAACAUGAGUACAAUCUCAUGAUGGCAGGGCGUUGGUCCGUCCUUCAAAACGCGGGGAGGGAGCUAUUGGACCGAUAUAUCGGCGAACAUCCGGAGCUGAUAACCUACGGACUGGACGUCGCCGACCUCGCUCUUUUCCAGGAGUUUCGCAAGAUAAUGUGCGUACCCGCAGACGAGUCCGUGAACCGAGCGGACUUUUUGGCUCUGGAGAGCCAAAUGGAUACCAUGGUCGAAAGAUGGCGGACGCACAUCUGCAAGCAACUCCGCGGAUCGUUCGUGACCUGCAAUAUCGAAACGCCCAGUUGGAAGAACCCGCUCGACCUUGCUACAACGGUGUUCGAACUCCCUAUCCGUGGAUUAGCUUCGUUUCCAUCUGUAGUUGCAAAUGUGGCCGUCCGAUUUCCUAUGCCGAGGUCCAGGAGGAGCGCAUAUGAGAAGUUUGUGUAUGGUCAAACAAGGGCAGACUCCACAAUUACGGGCCUCAAGAUCAAGCCCAUGAAACCAAAUGGUGUCAUGCGAGCGGUCAUACAGCUUUGUGGCAAGGAUCCAGACUGGGCAACCGCAGAGGACAUGGAUGCGUUAGACAAGAGGCUGAUCAACGAGGAUGUAGAUGAGGUUGUAACAUGGCGCGGUGCGAUCAUGGCGGCUACCACAGGCUGGUCGCAGAGAUGGCGAUUAGCCAACGCUGAGGAAACAGCCAAGGUGAAAGAAAUUGAAGCACGGUUGCUGGCGGUGAACGUCAAGGUAUGGACGUGCACGAGAUGCGAGGGACCACAGAUGCCAGCGUCCCGAGACGCAGUGCGGGAUCAUCUUUGUGAUGUACACGGGAUUGGACUGACAGACAUCGAGGAUGGAGAUAUUGAUAUGAAUCAGACCCUCGCGCAUACAGAACUGACGUGGCACCAUAUUAAACUCUACCAUCUGAGGGAAGAUCUACCGUGAUACUGAAGUCCGUAGGAAGUGCACGCUACUAGAAGUAUCAUGAUGUAUUACGCUGUAUUGCUUUAUCAUAUAUACACGGGACUCCGCAUAUGAGGUCCGUCGUACAGUGCUACUACUAUAAAAGACU
Messenger RNA from Rhodofomes roseus, 1921 nucleotides. RefSeq lists its product as uncharacterized. The record is from RefSeq and is a predicted model, not a curated record. Lineage: Eukaryota; Fungi; Basidiomycota; Agaricomycetes; Polyporales; Fomitopsidaceae. The coding region runs from base 1 to 1794 and encodes 597 amino acids. The transcript has 10 exons.